AUGACUGGCACCAAGAACCUCCUCUCCCAGUUCCUGUGUCCGGCUAAGCCGACAAUUACUGAGGAAUAUGUUCCAGAUCUCAAGGACAAGGUCGUCAUCGUCACAGGUUCCAACACGGGCCUAGGCAAAGAAAUCGCCCGCAUCAUGUACGCCAAGAACGCCAAGGUCUACAUGAUGGCACGCUCCGAGGACAAGACACGCCAGGCCAUGAACGAGAUCCGCGCCGCCGAGCCCAAGUCGGCCGGCGAGCUGCACUUCAUCCGCCUGGACCUGGCCGACCUGACGACGAUCCAGGCCUCCGCAGACGCCUUCCUGGCGCGCGAGCCCGCCCUCCACCUCCUCUUCAACAACGCCGGCGUCGGCUACCCGGACAAGGGCGCCGUCACCGCGCAGGGCCACGAGCUACAGCUGGGCGUCAACUGCGUGGGGCCCUGGGGCCUCACACGGCUCCUGACCCCGGCGCUGCUGGCGGCGGCGGCGCAGCCGGAGGUGCCCAGCGGCUCGGUGCGCGUGGUCUGGGUCUCGUCGUCGGCGACGGAGGCGGUGCUGCCCAAGAACCUCAUGAAGGCUGUGGCGGGUAACAUGGAGGCCGAGAGCGCCAUGGAUCGCUAUGGGUUCAGCAAGCUGGGCAACUACCUGCACGCGGCCGAGUUUGCGGAGCGCCACAGGGCUGACGGGAUCUUGUCUGUGUCGUUGAAUCCGGGCGCGCUGGACUCGGAUUUCUGGCGGAGCCAGGGCGGGGUGACCACGGCCAUCCUGCGCAAUACACUGCUUCAUCCGCCUGUGUAUGGAGCGUAUACCAGUUUGUUUGCGGCCUUCUCGUCUGAGAUUACGGCCGAGAAGUCGGGUUGCUUUGUUGCUCCUUGGGGUCAGUUCUGGAAUCUGCCAAAGGAUUAUGUCAAUGCUGUCAAGACGGAGGCUGAGGGCGGCACGGGUAUUGCGAGACAGUUCUGGGAGUGGACUGAGGCUCAGUGGAAGCCGUAUCUGUGAGAGGAGAGAGCAUUCAUUUAUGACCUUGGUGGGAAACUCUUGGGGCGCCGGUUUUAUAGGUUAAGAAAUAACAGGGAGGAAGUCGAACGGUUUUUAUGAAUAGACAUUUCCUUCUUAGUCAUUUUAGAUUUCUAUUUCG
Messenger RNA from Cryphonectria parasitica EP155, 1129 nucleotides. Its product is annotated as NAD(P)-binding protein. The transcript is spliced from 3 exons. Lineage: Eukaryota; Fungi; Ascomycota; Sordariomycetes; Diaporthales; Cryphonectriaceae. Bases 1 to 990 code for a protein of 329 amino acids. The record is from RefSeq and is a predicted model, not a curated record.